UGCUGUGGCUAGGGAGUGGUACAGUAGAUCCUAGCCGAGGGAAGGUCCAUGGUUUCUCAGGAUCGAGUGGGCGAGCACUCUUGUCUCCUGAGUGAGUUUUACAACCACAAAACUCACCGUGUGUAGUUCUCACUAUCACUCCGGAAAUGAAAGCUGGUUCACUCUGGAUUCACAGAAGUGUUUGUUGCACAUAAGAAAGUGGCUCUGAAGAGGCACACUUCCCCUGAGGUUACCGGCACGAUGCGCAUGUUAACUGGUAACACCGCUCGCGUCACUGGGGCUUUCUUCUACCAGGUGAAUUCCAGCUUCAAAGUAACUUCAGCUGCAGCUCCGAGGCUGAUGGUUGUGCACGUCGUCUAAUCAUCCAAAGCCGUCUCAGGUUGCUCUCUCUGUGUGCAGUGCACUUUGAUCUGAAGUGACACCGUGACGAUCAGGUGCUUGUCAUAUGGUUAAAAUCUCAGCUGACAGGCAGGUAGAUGUUUGAUGGACUGAAUACUCGGUGUCCACAUCCUGGAUUGACCGUGGCUUGUUGAUUUAAACCCAUUUUAUUUUCUGCGAUUCUUUGCUCUUCAGCGUUGAUGGAAUUACUGAUUAAGGGUGUCCUGCUGAAGAACAACGCGCUCUUUGGGUGGCGACGGACAAAGUAGCCGGCAAGCUGAGUUCGACUCUUUCAUGGGUGAAGAACUCAGUGUCGCACACGGUCAGUCAGAUGGCUAGUCAGGUGGCCUCUCCAUCCUCCCUGCACACGGCGGUGGGUUCGUCCACCGUCUCACUGUCCCCGCCAGGACUCUCUCCCUCUACUCCGUCCUCUACCCAGCUUAGCCCGGAUGAAGUGGAACUCCUCGCCAAGCUCGAGGAGCAAAACAGGUUGUUGGAGACUGAUAGCAAAUCCCUGCGUUCGGUGAACGGCUCUCGGAGGAACAGUGGCUCCUCGCUGGUGUCCAGCUCCUCAGCCUCUUCCAACCUCUCGCACCUGGAGGAGGAUUCGUGGAUCUUAUGGGGACGCAUCGUCAACGAGUGGGACGAUGUGCGCAAGAAAAAGGAGAAACAACUAAAGGAGUUGGUCAGGAAGGGCAUCCCGCAUCACUUCCGGGCGAUAGUCUGGCAGCUUCUCUGUAGCGCCCAGAAUCUGCCCAUAAAGGACCAGUACUCGGAACUGCUGAAGAUGACGUCGCCCUGCGAGAAGCUGAUCCGCAGAGACAUCGCCCGUACAUACCCCGAGCACGAGUUCUUCAAGGAGAAAGACAGCCUGGGCCAGGAGGUGCUCUUUAACGUCAUGAAGGCCUACUCACUGGUGGACAGGGAAGUAGGAUACUGUCAGGGCAGCGCGUUCAUUGUCGGCUUGCUGCUCAUGCAGAUGCCAGAAGAGGAGGCGUUCUGCGUGUUUGUAAAGCUCAUGCAGGAUUACCGUCUGAGGGAACUGUUCAAACCCAGCAUGGCAGAAUUGGGUCUCUGCAUGUACCAGUUUGAAUAUAUGAUUCAGGAGCAGCUGCCUGAGCUGCACAUUCAUUUCCAGGCCCAGAGUUUCCACACCUCCAUGUACGCCUCAUCCUGGUUUCUCACCAUUUUUCUCACCUCCUUUCCUCUCCCUGUUGCUACAAGAAUCUUCGAUAUAUUUAUGUGUGAGGGGUUGGAGGUAGUUUUUCGAGUCGGCCUGGCCAUCCUUCAGAUGAAUCAAGCAGAGCUUAUUCAGUUGGACAUGGAGGGGAUGUUACAGUACUUUCAGAAAGUCAUCCCUCAUCAGUUGGACAGCGGACCAGACAAAGUAAUCCAGGUCGCCUAUCAGGUCAAGUACAAUGCCAAGAAGAUGAAAAAGUUAGAGAAGGAGUACACUACUAUAAAAACCAAGGAAAUGGAGGAGCAGGUGGAGAUAAAGAGACUUCGAACAGAGAACAGGCUGCUGAAGCAGAGGAUAGACACUCUGGAGAAAGAAAGUGCUUCCUUGGCAGAUAGAUUGAUCCAGGGUCAGGUGACGCGAGCCCAGGAGGCAGAGGAGAAUUAUCUGAUCAAGCGGGAGCUGGCCACUGUGAAACAGCAGAACGAGGAGACCAGCGCGCAGCUCGAGCAGGCCCAAAGCAGCAUCAGGCAGCUCAAACAACAGCAGCAGCCUGCGAAGCCGAGUCCCCGCUACACAGAGGAGUCCAUCCUGCAGUUGGAGACGGAGCUGGUCCAGGCUCGGCUCAAAGAGGCCGAGUCUCAGUGCGCCCUCAAAGAGAUGCAGGACAAGAUUCUCGACAUUGAGAAGAGGAACGCGUCACUGCCUGAUGAGAGUAACGUGGUGCGUCUUCAGGAGGAGCUGAUCGCUGUAAAGAUAAGGGAGGCUGAGGCCCUGACAGGCCUCAAAGAGCUGAGACAGCAAGUACGAGAUCUGGAGGAGCAUUGGCAGAGACACUUGGCACGCACAGCUGGCCGCUGGAAGGACAGUCCACGGAAGAACUCUGUAAACGAACUUCAGGAUGAGCUAAUGAGUGUGAGACUACGAGAGGCAGAGGUCCAGGCUGAGCUCCGUGAGACCAGGCAGAGACUGCUGGAACUGGAGACACAGAACCAAAUCCAUAGCAACCAGUUGCGACGAGCUGAGCAAGAGAGCCGCAGUUUGCAUGAUCGUUUGCAGAUUUUGAGCACACAGAAUAAACUGUUGCACUCAGAGCUGCAGGAGUCCAAACGCAAGCAGGCAGAGAUUGAGUGUAAGCAGAAUAAAGAAGAGGUGAUGGCAGUGAGAUUAAGAGAGGCCGAUAACAUGGCUGCCAUGGCUGAACUCCAGCAGCAGAUCUCCGAGUUGGAGAUUCAGAAGGAAGAAGGCCGAGUACAGGGGCAGCUGAACAACACGGACUCCAGCCAGUACAUCAGAGACCUCAAAGAUCAGAUAGCAGAGCUCAGACAUGAGAUCCGCUGUUUAAAAGGGCAGAGGGGCUUACCCGGCCUCACCAAUUUUGAUAGAAUCCACAUCGUCAAUCACUACAGAGGGGACGACGAGUCGUACCAGUCCUCGGAUGAAGACGGCGUAAAGCUACCACUUAACGUGCCGACCCGUCAAGCCGGCGGACGCAUCACACUCCACCCCCAGCUGGGAGACACAGACAGUGAGCCAGAUGAGGACGGAGAGAGUCUGAGGCUCACGGUGCCUUCCAACAGCAGCCAUAAGAGCACCACUGUGUGACCACCGACACUAAGACGGCGGACUGCAACGGGAAAGUCACACCUGAGAGUUCAUAGUUGCAUCCAGAUCUGAAACUGCCAUCUGCUUCAUAUGCAACAAGAAAUUCUGAAAUCUGUACAAACUAAGAAUUGGAAUUUUUUUUUUUUAUUCACAUCUGCUUGUUCAUUUUGUUUUUGCCAAAAUGAGCCAGAUGUUUAUAUAAGAACUUGUCUUUGCAUUUUGGCAAGAAAUUCAGUGGCUUGUCGUUUUUUCUUUAAUGCCACAAGAUUGAAUAUUAAAAGUUUAAAGACUACACAGACUCUUCUACACCACACUUUGCUCUACUAGAGAUGAAGUCAUAUAUGUGGGGUAUAGUAUUUUAUGCAUUAUAAGAUAUCUUCAUUCUUUUAAUUUUUAUUUAGUUUUUUUUUUUUUUUUUUAAGAAUUAUCAGAAUCCCACGUUGUGUUUUCGUGGGUGUCCGUCAUGUUAAGGGAAACAUUAAAGGUUUAGCAACACUAUAGUUCACGUGAACAUAACAUAAAACCUGCACAUAAAAACUGAUUAGUGUCAUAUCAACCAACAAGAACAAUGAUUUUUUUUUAAGUUUUUUUUUUUUAUCCAUAGCAUGCAGUAAAUCUAAUGACAUUUGACGUGAUGUAAAAAUCUGAUUAUCAAAGAUCUCACAUCUGUAUAUAUAUGUAUAUGUACAUGUUGUUUUGCAUCUUCAUUUUGACUUGAAAGUAUGUGUGUUUAGUGAGUUUCAUAUCCUGGAUGUACAGUGUACCAUUCAGUUCAAAGGGACAUAAUCACUGUUUUUGGGAGACGUUUGAAUGCAGCACCUGGCUUACUUCUAUGUUCUCACUGUACUGUAUCCAGCUUUUGAUUUCUAACCUGAUUCAUACUCUCAAAAUAUCACAAGAUAUUGUUCUGUUGACUGGAAGGAUAUUGUUGUUGUUUUUUUUUUAUUGUCAUUUUUAAGCAUGUUUGAAAAAAAGCAUGUACUUCAUUUUAGAGCAGGUUCACAAAAGGCAAAUUCAAUCCAAACAGGAGACUGAAGUCAUCAUGGGAGUAAUUCUGUUCUGGUCACCUCAUUCAUGUUAAGCACAUUUGUCGCACGUUUGCACAGAACAUACAGAGAUCUCCAGAAGUACUGGACAUAGACACUGACAGUUGUUUUGGAUCUAUGCUGUAGUCAGUAAUUAACACCAGAUCGAUUCAGUUAAAGAACUGUAUGUUGUGGUUUGUAUGUUACACCCCUUCAUUUCAGGCCAUGGCCCCUUUUAAUAUUAGUAGUGUAUAAAGACAUUCUCAAGUGUGUAUAUAUGGAACUUUUUAGUUCUCGCAAAAUCAGGACAAAAUAGAUCAGUCUCCUGUCUAGUGAAGUGCCACCCAGUUACCAUAUAGCUGUUCUGCUCUACAAAGUUUUCUGUUUAUUUUAGCAAUUGUUCUGCUGCUAUUCUGUUCUUGGUGAAGAAGUAAACCAGCUUUCCAUAUCUCCUGCCAUAACACUAAUGAUCUCGCUCUUUUUUUUUUUUUUUUGAGCACACGUUCAUCCAUGCACACCAUGUUCUAAACCUGACCGCCUUCUUAUAGCACUUUGUUUUAGCAAAUUCCAACCUUUUUUUUUUUUUUUGACUCAAGGAUUUUUGUGCUUUGAUAUCGUCGUUGAAAUUACGGUUCUGCAAGUGUUUCUCCUGCAUGUGUUGAGUUGUCACAUUACUACUUACACUAGUGGUUUCUUUUUUAGUCAUGCAAUAAACAAAUAAUUCUGGCAAGCCUUUUAUUUCUGUAUUAUGACAAGUUUUACUAAUUGCAACAGUCUCUUGACAGUUAAUCUAAAGUGUUAAAACAGUAAAGAUACGCAGAAACACAUUACAGUACACCUGUAUGAAACUGGAAAAUGAGUUCCGAAAUCAUUUGUAGAAGUGGUUUCUGUGACGAAAAUAUUUUCAGUAUGUAAAAAUGCCCAUGGUUUUUAAGCUGAAGGGUAGAAAUACAAAAUAAUUCUAAAGUUAGUAAUAAUAAAUUAAUUAAAGAAACCAAAAAUGGUGGUAGACAGUUUUCUAAGAAUGAGGAAUUCGUGAUCAUGGUAUUAUUACAACUGUGAUGUCUAGGAAUGUCAGUGAGUUGCUCACGGUUUUCACUAAUAACACACAACCUUGGGAAUAGCUCUUUAGGAGAAUCACCAGCUGCUAAUAUCAAGAUUAUGAAAUGAGUCAUGUUUCGACUGGGCGAACCGUGUUAUUCAAAUACUUGAUACAGUACGAGUGCUUAAACCUUCAAGGAACACAUCUGUCUAAAAAUGAAACAAAUGCUCUCAAGUGACCCAAAAAAAAAAAAAAGCUUGAAACUUUGCUUGAAUUUGUGAUUCUGGAACAAAAACAGGACUGAAUAUAAA
Clarias gariepinus (North African catfish) is the source of this 5538-nucleotide messenger RNA. It is a transcript of the gene evi5b, whose product is annotated as ecotropic viral integration site 5b. NCBI's taxonomy places the organism in Eukaryota, Metazoa, Chordata, Actinopteri, Siluriformes, Clariidae. The transcript has 20 exons. The record is from RefSeq and is a predicted model, not a curated record. The coding region runs from base 710 to 3160 and encodes 816 amino acids.